Molecule: messenger RNA, 459 nt
Organism: Leptosia nina
Lineage: Eukaryota; Metazoa; Arthropoda; Insecta; Lepidoptera; Pieridae
Source: the annotation of a GenBank genome assembly
AUGCAUAUGCUACAGAUCAUACCUGCAACAAUAUGCACGCCCGGUUGCCCAUGCAACCCAAACAGUCCACUAAGAUGCAACAGUGACUGUGCGUUUGAUAACCAAGAGUUUGAAAGUGAUGAAGCCAAAAUGACGAGGCAAGGCUUAACUUUCCUCAAUAAGGAAAAAGAAUUGGGACGUUUACAUGGAAAAGGUGACCUGUUGUGCGUGAAUUUCCCGCCAAAAGGACAAGUAAAGAAGUUCGGUGGACACCUAGAUGGAUUUAUUCUGCAUAACGGGAAAUUAAUGUCUUUAAAAGAAUUAUUGGACACUGCUAAAUCUGGACACACUUUCAAAAACAACUUCAAGCGACCUUAUGGAAGUCAUCAAAGCAACGCUAUCUACGAUGUAAAUAAUGGUGAGGACUUCAAUAACGAAAGAGAAGGUGGUUGGGGCAGUCUUGGCGGUAGCUGGGGAUAA